Adineta steineri is the source of this 243-nucleotide messenger RNA. Lineage: Eukaryota; Metazoa; Rotifera; Eurotatoria; Adinetida; Adinetidae. The record is from the annotation of a GenBank genome assembly.
AUGUGGAUGAUAGUGUUAGCUGAAGAAUCAGAACUUGCCUACAAGAAUGGCUUCGAAAUGGCUAAGAAUCAUAUGAUAGCAACAAAUCCAAUCCGACUUCGUCUUGCUUUAAAUUUAUCUAUCUUUUAUUAUGAAAUUCUCGAUGAAAUAGAUGUUGCCUGUCGCUUAGCCAAGGAGGCUUUCGAUGACGGUCUGGAUGGAUUGGCUAUUCUCGAUGAAAAUGCUUACAAAGGUAGAAAAUAA